AUGUGGAUCCCCAGUCUCAUCACUAUGAAGGAUGAAGAGAUACUUGACUUGGUGGGGGAUCCCCAAGACAGCCUUAUUCCUGGACCUUCUCCCAUGCCUGGCCAAAAGCCAGUUUGUAAUGAGACUUGCUUUGGACACCAAGACUGUCCCCUAAAAGGAACUUGAUUUGAAUCUGUGCAUUGCCAAGGGCAAGGAGCUGAGAACAUGGAGAGAGAGAAGUUUCAGCAGAAGGCUCUGAAGCAAACUAAGCAGAAGAAAUCCAAGUCGGCUGAAUUUCUGAUGGUUAAAGAAGAUAGAGAAGCUACAGAAGGCAUUGGAAAUCCAGCUUUUAACAUGAGCAGUCCAGAUCUCUCAGCCCAUCAGACUGCAGAAAAGAAAGUUAUUAGAGGUGACAUGCCGGAUUGCACCCUUGCAGCUCCCCAACAAAAAUUCAGGCUGCCAGCCUCUGCAGAAGCAAAAGGAAAUGAAUACAGCAGAAAUUACUUUGACCCACUGAUGGAUGAGGAAAUAAACCCAAGGCAGUGUGGGAUGGAGGUCAGCAGAGAAGAUGAGGGCGUCCAGGAGGAGACGUUGGAUUCUGAAGCACCUACGAGUUUCCAUAAGAGUCAUGAGAUCCACAAAGAGGCAGAUGAAGCCACUCCUGCUUACCGUGAGGAGUUUGAAAGAUGUGCUCAGAAGGACAUCAUUCUGCUCGGAAGUUCUCCAUUCGAACAGAUCAGCAUUAAGAAUAUAUCAAGACACGAUUUGAAAUUUGAAGGGGAAGGACUCAACCAGUACAUUCCUAUGUCAUGUUUAAAGACUGACAAAACGUUUGAGAGAAAAUAUCAAACUCCUCAGUUCUGUGUAGAAACUUCCAAGGUCUGGAUGUCGUCUCGGCUCCUCCAUGCCAAUGUCGGAGGCACAGGGGUAGCAGGUUCCCAGACAGUUCCCAAGUUGGAAAACAUCCAAUCGUGUUGUGGUUCCAAAGGCAACCCUUUUUGUGACUUGCCAUUAUCAAUCUCUCUUUCAUCUUUUCUUUUUUAUAACUGCUGCAGAACUCCAAGUCAGCCAUUCACUGCAGACCUAAAUGUUAGCAAAAAGGACAGCAUAGCCCAGCUUGGCAUCCUCAAAGAAGUAACUAAUGACUCAAAGGGAGCAGCAGGACUCUGCUGGAAGUUCCUGCCCGACUCCGACUCCAGACCCCGGCCUGCCGUGGACGCUGCUCAGCCCGGGUCACCUGAGCCCCUUCAGAUACACAUCAGAUGUCUGAGGGGCCUCAAAGACAAGGCUCCGCAAGGCUCUUACCUCCUCAGAGUGUCCCUGCUUGGGCGACUGGGGGGCCGUGUCUCGCCCUGGUGGCAAACGCAGCAGCUGCAGACCAGAACACAUGCAGUCGGGCACGGCGGCAACUUCUAUGACGUGGGGCUGUAUUUCCACGAAACCCUUUACGUGGUACUUCCUCAAAAGAAAGACGUGAAACCUGGCAUGGCUUUCUUGUUUGAACUCUUUCUCCUGCGUGGAACAUGUGCUCACCUCCACCAGGUCGUGGGCUGGGCAGUGUUCCCUUUGUGUGAUAACAACUUCCACGUAGUGGAGGGAAAAUUCAAGUGUCCCCUUCUCCGAGGACCUUAUGACCAGAAACUCAGCAACUUCAGGAUAAUUGAAGAUUUAAUUUGUCUGGACUUGGACCACUGGCUGUGCAAUCUCUAUUUUCAGGUAAUUAAACUUCCUUUGCAUUUGGAUGAUCAAGAAAACCACGAAAGCCAUACUCAGCUUUCCCCGGAAUUUCCGGUUUUUCUAAUGGCUAAACCAGAGACAGCAGAAUCAGGGGUGGACAAUACCGCUGGCCUCUCAGAGAAAGAAAUGGAGAGAAACAGGCGUGCAUCAAUGGAUCAUGAAGCUGAAGGCACUUUGCAUUCUUCUUGGGGGAGCAUUUCUCAUAAAAUUGAUCCCUGCCCUAUGGAUUGUGAUCUCAAUCUCUUAAAAGAAGACCAUGAAUUACAUUCUAAGGGGAAUAGCCUGACUGAUCAUUCUGAGAAGGAAAAAUCAACUAUUUGGAGAACUGGAGAACCUGGAGAUUUUUCACGGGAUCUGUCUUACUUGGAGGAACUAGAGGAAUACCGAUUUUCAGUUUGCUGUUCUUCAGGUGGUGAUAGUAGUAGAUCUGGAAAAUUCUUCAAACAUCUCCAUUUUGUGCUGGUGUCAGUAUUUUCAGAACUUCAAUUAGCUCAAUGGCAAAGCCAGGGCUUCUGGUACAUUAUCCUGCUGAUGGCUUCUCUCUGGUUCCUGAGGCUCUACCUGCAUUACCUGGGCCAGUGGCUUUUCCUCCAGGCCAUUUCAACUCCUGUUACAAAAUUCCAUUUUUCUCCUCACACUGUUGAGCUUUGCUACCCAACUUCUUCACUUCACAUCGGAGAGGAGUUGCCUGUGGUCGUGGUUGGGCCUUUAAUGCUGAACGCAGUCGUGUUGCUUUUGGUUCUGAUCAGAUGGGGCUGUCGGCUGCUGUUUGCCUCCUGCCCUGAUGCCUUGUCAAAGUUAAUCACUACCAUGGGCCUAUGGACAGUUCUAGACCCAUUGGCAGUGUUCAUAGUGGAUACUCUCCUGGGGCGGCUUACACCUAGUGGGGAGACUCCUGUAGCUGAUGCAGCAAAACUCUACUGGAUGUUUGUAAGGACCAUGCAACCGGGCCUUCUUGGCGUGGUGAUCACAGGGUUACUUUACAGCCUCCUGUUCAUCAUUUCUUCUUUGAUUUUCUAUGUGUUCUGUCUCAGGUUGCACAAUGAUUCUUGGAUAUUAGAUGUAUUUCAGCGCAUCCACAGUGAAGAAGCCAAGUUCUUUAUACCAUAUGAUUUGGAGAUUUCCAAUCAGGAGCUAAGUUACAUAGUGAAGAGAUCAGAGCAGUGGAGAGGAAUCACUGGUGAAAGAAGGAAGAGAGAACUACAUUCAAACCAAAGACAAGAUCCAGUGUUCAAGUGUGAUGAUAAAAUGGGAUGCCUGGCAAAUAUUCCUCGAAAUCUUAAAAAGUGUAAGCACUCUGGAAGCCUAGGCUCACUGAAAGUCACCAAAUUAGAAGUUUGGUUAACAGAUGAACAGUGA
Messenger RNA from Microcebus murinus (gray mouse lemur), 3075 nucleotides. NCBI's taxonomy places the organism in Eukaryota, Metazoa, Chordata, Mammalia, Primates, Cheirogaleidae. The record is from RefSeq and is a predicted model, not a curated record.